AUGCGGUCUCCCGAGAAGGAAGACUGUCACGCCACGAGGAGAACUUAUGGAUCCAUCGCCCAGUUGCCCUACGUCGUACACCACGACGUCCAGGUGCGACUGAUGCCAUCCCCUUCCCAUCCCUUGCGCACGGAAGAUAGGCCGCCGGAGAAGCCGCCUUGUACGACCAGCUCUCCUGGGCACCUAAGACAUUUGCGGUCCUUCGGUGUCCUGGAGCGGGCCCGCAGGGCCGAAUCCGAUCUGACCUGCAUGCUGUCAUGCAAACAGCAAGGGGCGAGUACCGUGUCGACGACGCCCGACCGUGUUGAUGGCCAGGGCGGAGCGGGGGACAGCGAUGUUCAGGCAAGGGACAGCGCAGGUUGUGACACUAGAUCGAUGAAGGACCAGGAGACGAGCGAGGCUGAGCGGACGUGA
This is a messenger RNA of Diaporthe amygdali, 414 nucleotides long. RefSeq lists its product as uncharacterized. The transcript has 2 exons. Bases 1 to 414 code for a protein of 137 amino acids. The record is from RefSeq and is a predicted model, not a curated record. Lineage: Eukaryota; Fungi; Ascomycota; Sordariomycetes; Diaporthales; Diaporthaceae.